Armigeres subalbatus is the source of this 967-nucleotide messenger RNA. RefSeq lists its product as uncharacterized. Bases 171 to 803 code for a protein of 210 amino acids. The transcript has a single exon. NCBI's taxonomy places the organism in Eukaryota, Metazoa, Arthropoda, Insecta, Diptera, Culicidae. The record is from RefSeq and is a predicted model, not a curated record.
GAUUAGUGCUGUUAGGAAUGCACCGAUCAUCGCUGGGUAAACGAGUACUUCCCACAUUAACCGAUUCCCAGUGUACUGCGGACCGUUGCUUCACACUUAGCUUUUAUUAGUUUAGAGAAAAAAUUGGUUUCGAACGCAAUUGUUAUAAUUUUCAAUCAACCAUCAUCGACAUGACCGGAAAAGAAUACGACCUGAAAGCGAAUCGAAUAGCGUCGAAACGCUGUUCAGCUCGUGCCGCUCUCAUCACCAUUCUGACGAUAGUGAUACUGGCAGCAAUCGUGGGUUCACUUCUGUACUACCUCCAGCUGUGGCCUUCGCCCGAAAAAGUGGAUCCCCCCAGACGGAAUCUAACCAUCGCAUUCAUCAAACACGCAGAGAACCAGUUCUUGGUAGCACCCGGAACGAGUGGAAAUCCGUUUGGCGCGGUUUUCAACGAAAGUGAUCGAGAUGUUUCUCCGCUGGAUACGACCGUGCGGCAAAUUGCGAGUUACGAAUUUCGGAUGCACUUGAAGCCGGGGAAAAAUCGACGGAUCGAUGACGGGGAGAAAAUUGUGCCGAUAGACACCGAGGGGAUCAUGUGGAGCGCUCCGGUGGGCAAGUGGUUCGUGGUGAAGCUGACAUACGACGGAAAGAGAAUUACGCUGGACGAUGUACUGGAAGUUCGAACGGCGAGACUUGGAGAGCAUCCGGACUACGAUGCUUUGUUUGAGACCUUGACGAAGGUUGAGAAUAUGCUGCCGGAAUCGGCGAAAGCGAAGGCCCAGGAGGAUGUGAUCGGUUUGGAUCGGUAUGAUGUGGUGUGAACAUAUUCGUAUUUUGUUUGAGAUAAUGAUCGAGAGUGAUGCAUAUUUAUUACGUCCUUAAAGAUUUGUUGUGAUGCUUUAAUAAAAUGUUGAAUUAAUUUGAUUCAAGUGUAUUGUUGUUACAAAAAAUAUGUAGAAGACUAGCAACAAGCCACAUUUUUAUC